AUAAAAUUUCAAAUAGAGAAUCAUUAUAUAUAUAAAAAUUUUUAUUGUUUGCAAGACGAAUAAUGAAAUAAAAGUAUUUUUGAUAUUUUACAUAGAAAAAAAAUGCCUGGAAUAGUAUUUUCCACUUUUCCAAAAAUAUUAUUUUUAAUGAUAUUCGCUAAUUUAUUUUUUCAAGAAAUAACAACUGAAAAUAGAGAGUGCAUUGUUAAGUAUGGUGAUCUUUGUGAUCCCCAAGCAAUCUAUCCAUUUUGCAAUAAUGAUAAUUUUAUAUGCAGACGUUCAGAUGCAAGUGGAUUAUUCAUAUUCGUGGAAAUAGAUCAUUUGGGAAAACAUUGUAAAAAUGAUAGCGAGUGCGCCAAAAUAAGUAACGCAAUAUGUUCAAAGGAAAAUAUAUGUGUCUGUAAAAGUAAUUAUAUUCAUAAACCCUACAAUUCGACAUGCUUACCAUUGUUAGGUGAGGACUGUUCGACUUUUCACGAAUGUGCUCCUGAAAAUUCUGAGUGUUUUCUUGAUGAAUGCAGAUGUAAAUCUGGAUAUUUGCAAAUUUUAAAUAAACGAUGUGAACCUCUCCUUUUGGGAUAUUCUUGUAGAACUAGCGAAGAUUGCGGAUAUAUACUCAAUGCAGAAUGUUCAGAAGAUAAUGAAUGUGUUUGUAAAUCAGAUUAUAUUGCAACAAGCAUGUCAAUGUGCGGAUUGCGUUUAGGAAAAUAUUGUCAUGAAAAUACUGCAGAUUGUUUGCGUAAUGCUAUUUGCUUAGAGAACACAUGUCAUUGCAAGGAGAUGUAUUUACCUGGACCUAAUGAUGAAUGUUUCCCAAACUUCAGGCAUUUAGACUACGUACAAAAAAGCGAUAAUCGUAGUUGCAAGCGUGAAGAUUAUUUCUUAUGCUUGAAAGAUGGAACAUGUAUUUGUCAACACAAUCACAUUGUAGUUAACAAAGUAUCCUGCGAACCUCUUUUGAAUGAAAACUGUACAGAAACUCAGUCAUGUGCUGUCCCAAAUUCCGUUUGUAUUAAUAAUGUAUGUCAAUGCAAAACUAACUUUGUUCCCAAAUUUAACAAUCGUUGUGUAGCCAAAUUUCUAUUUGAAUCAUGUAAUAGUGAUUUGGAUUGUAGUGAAAUAAGACAUUCAAAAUGUUCCCAGGAUAAAGUUUGCGUUUGUAAACAAAAGUAUAUAGCAUCAAACACACAAGUGUGUACUUUAGCUCCAAAAGGAUAUUGCACACGUAAUAAAGAUUGUAAAAUUGAAAAUUCUAUUUGUUUUGAUCACGAGUGUAAAUGCGACUCUGAUUUUGGCCCUAUAUCUGAUCGCUAUUGUUUACCGUUGAUUUCAAAUAAUUUCUGUAAUCACGAUAAAGAUUGUAUCCAUAUUCCACAUGCAGAGUGUUCAGUGCAUAACGUAUGUACUUGUAAGUCAAAUUACACUGCAGUAAAUGGGACAGUAAUAUGUGCAUCGCUUUUGGGCGGGGAAUGUUUAAGAAGUCAAGAUUGUUAUACUAAAAAUUCAAUGUGUUCAGAUUCGAAAUGUAAAUGUCAAAAGUGGAAUGAAGCUCUGUCACAAUACCGUUGUGAGCCAUAUAUUUUAGGAAAAUCUUGUGAAGAGGAUAACGAUUGCGUUAACAAUGCAAUAAAUGCAGUAUGCUCAAAAAGUAAAGUAUGCGUUUGCGGAAAUAAUUAUUUUUUUGAACAUGGUAUAUGUAAGCCAACUGAGAGAGGAGCUUGUUCAGUUGACAAACCGUGCUACCGUAAUUUUCAUUGUCUUAAUGGUAGGUGUCAAUGCGGAUGGAAUUCGGUAACUGUGUCUAAAUCCCAAUGUCAACCACGACUCUCGACAAUUACUUGUGAUACGGAUUCAGAUUGCGGAGAUCCGUGGCAUUCAAAAUGCUCCAAAACUAAUUAUUGCAAAUGUAAACAAAAUAAUACGUUGAUUGACAGAGUAACAUGUGCACCACUGAUAGAUGGACUUUGUUGGAAAGAUAGUCAAUGCAUUGUUGAAAAUUCUGUUUGCGUUGAUUUUCAUUGCCAAUGCAUAGAACCAACAUAUUACGCUAUUUCUAAUAAUUACUGUAAACAACUGUAAUUUUUUAAUGUAUCCCGGGAAAUAGUACUUGGCCAAAUAAACUAAAUCUGACCGAAAUCACGCAAGAUGACUUUUUUUUACCUGGAAUGCAUUAUAAAUAUCUGAAUUGUUCUUGUUUGACAUCAUUAUUUACGUGAGAAAAAAUAAAUGUUUUAAGUUAAUUGUGUAAAGAACUUAAAUUAUUAUCGCAAUAAUUUAUUACAUUACAUGUACUAGCACUAUGAUUGA
Microplitis demolitor is the source of this 2307-nucleotide messenger RNA. RefSeq names its product prion-like-(Q/N-rich) domain-bearing protein 25. The record is from RefSeq and is a predicted model, not a curated record. The transcript is spliced from 9 exons. The coding region runs from base 103 to 2079 and encodes 658 amino acids. Lineage: Eukaryota; Metazoa; Arthropoda; Insecta; Hymenoptera; Braconidae.